Molecule: messenger RNA, 1030 nt
Organism: Rotaria sp. Silwood2
Lineage: Eukaryota; Metazoa; Rotifera; Eurotatoria; Philodinida; Philodinidae
Source: the annotation of a GenBank genome assembly
GAAAAAAGGUUUCAUACAGAAGACAUCAUGCCCUUGGAAAAAAUGUCAUAAACUUAAUGAUUUAAAGAAGAAAGAUGUAACCUAUUUUACCAUGAAAAAGCGUUCAAGCCCUGUAUUUUAACAGAGUCACACUAGUACUUGUUAAAUUGAGAUUAAGGCAGAAUAACUUGUGAAACUCCGUUUAAACACAGGAUUGGUACGCGUUUUCAUGAGACAUUGUUUUGUUUUCUACAUUGUACGCACUAUGUACACUUUGUCCAAAAUUCCAGAGUGCAGAAAAAAUUUCGUCGCAAAACAAAGUGCGCAGUGCGCACUCUACAUGAAGUUCUCAUUAGAAACACUGAUGAUGAAUAUGAAUUUGAAGGAAAUUCAUAAUAAAGACAUCAGUUGAAAGAAAGUAUAAAUAUUAUUUUGUAAUGUCUCUAAUUAAAAUUCUUUGAUUCUCAAAGCAGAAAUGAUAUAAUAUAAAAUAAAUCAUUACGAUAAAAAAAUAUAUCAGCAGCGAUAUAUUAUAAUAUAUUACAGAAUUAACUGAAGAUCAUCGAAAAUUAAUUUAUUAAUAAAGAAAAGAGAAUAGAAUAUUUUAAGUUAAUAAACAAAAUAAAAACCAAGAAAUAAUUUAAUAAAACUUUUCUAUGUUUAUUUAGAUGGAAGUUUUUUAAUUCGUAUUUUCAAAAAUCAAAUUUUAUCACUUGUUAUUGAUAUUCAGACGCAUCAAGGAUGUGCAUAUGAAAUCGAAGAAAUAAAUAAAUUUAUAUAUACGCAAAUCUUUACUAUGUUCAGUGUUUUACAAUAUUUAGAUUUUCAUCCAUCUUGUUCUGCUUAUCCCCGUGUAUCAUUUGGUAUAUCACCUCCAAAUGUUUUCUCUUCAACUCUAUUAGAAUCGCAUAUUAUGGUACAUACUUACGCAGAUUGUCUUUAUUUACUUGACGGUCGUUUCAGCCAACUUCAUACAUUCUAUGUUACUAUAUUCGAUGUGACUGUUCCUGUAUUGACAACAAUCAAUAAUGAAGUAGGUUACUCAUAUUAA